AUGAUUAGAAGUCCAGAUCUGGACUCCUUUCUUUGUUGUGCUGUAUGUUCAAAAGUAAUACCACCACCACCUUCCAACGCUACUUUUAAUCGGAUCCGGGAGUAUAAGCCUUUCAGAACACGGUAUUACACUCACCAUGACAUACUAGAGAUUGGAGCAGACAUUCAGAAAGAACAAGAAAGAAAGAAGGAGGCAGAGACAGAAGAGCGCAUUGCAAAAAUGAAAGCUGAACUUUUGUCUCAGGCUGAAAUGCACAAGAAGGAUGCAGUGGAUGAAGCUCUCAAAGAGGCAGCUGCCAAGCACAGUGCAUUUGUUCAAGUCCUUAAACAAAAACUUCGAAAGGAAUUAAAGAAAGAGGUGAGGAAGGUGAAGGUGGAGAUGCAGAAGUACAUAGAGCAUGAGUGGAAGAGAGAGACUGAAGCUGCCAAGCAGCGCAUGGCUCACAGACUUCAAUGUACCCUCAUGGAGUGUGCCCGGGAGAAGAUGCAAGCAGUGGCUGAGGCCAGGAAACAGGAGAGGGAGGCAGCUCUGGAGGAAGCAGCCAGGCAGCACAGAAAGGACUUAGAACAACUCAAAGAAGAAAGAAUGUUAGCUGAGGAACUAUAUCGUAAGAGUAUAGAGCAACUGAACAAAGAAAAACAUCGUGACAUUAAUAUUGCCCUGAGUAUCACACAAAAAGAGAAUCAAAUUGAGAUUGAAAAACAGCUCAAAGAAGCAGAGGCCCUACAUCUUGAUGACCUGGAAAAAGUGAUGGCUACACUGAAAGCGGCAGAGGAACAGGUAAAGACUCUCACACAAAAACUGAAGAAGAUGACAGAGUGGAAGGACAGCCUGGAAACUGAAAUACAAAUAACAAGACAAGUUUUUCAGAAGUACAUUGAUGCCACAUUUCCUAAUCUGUCCUCUGGACAAGCAGAUUUUAUUCUGCCACUCAGAAAAGCAUUUCAACAGAACACCCCAGAAGAAGCAGAGGAAGUGCAAGGAAUGUUACAGGACUAGUAUUAGAAACGUGAGAUUCACAGCCAUGGGUAAACAGAACUACAAACAGGUGAUACUGAAAAAUAAAUUCAUCUCUGUUCACUGCAAUAUAUGAGUGUGGUUAGAAUGAUACAGAAAAAAAUCACCUCUACAGUCAAAAAUGAAGUGAUGAGCCAUGCUUGAGUCUGAGACUCAGCCUGCCUACACAUCUCAUUUGUCUGCCCUGUGUAAUAAGAC
Colius striatus (speckled mousebird) is the source of this 1215-nucleotide messenger RNA. RefSeq names its product chromosome 2 C6orf163 homolog (gene C2H6orf163). Lineage: Eukaryota; Metazoa; Chordata; Aves; Coliiformes; Coliidae. The transcript has 5 exons. The record is from RefSeq and is a predicted model, not a curated record. Bases 1 to 999 code for a protein of 332 amino acids.